AUGACAGACUCAAAAUACGAAAAACUCAUCGAAUAUCCUCUUCGUGAUAUUGUUGAAGUGCCAUCAAGCUAUGGUGCUGUUAAAUCGGAUUCUUCAACAUCGGGUCAACAAAAAGAACUAAAACAAACUAUAUUGAUUAGUGCUUUACAGGAAUUUCAACAUAUUCCUAUUGAAUGUAGAUGUUCGAACUGUCAACAACGUAUUGUAACACGUAUAGAAAAGAAAAAUGGUGCAUUGACAUGGCUCACCUGUGCAGGUGCCAUAUUUCUUGGAUGUUGGGCUGGAUGCUGUUUAAUUCCAUUUUGUGUCAAAUAUCUUAAGAAUACAAUACAUUAUUGUCCGAAUUGUGGAAAAAUGUUGGCAGAAGCUAAACGAAUCUAA
This is a messenger RNA of Adineta steineri, 381 nucleotides long. Lineage: Eukaryota; Metazoa; Rotifera; Eurotatoria; Adinetida; Adinetidae. The record is from the annotation of a GenBank genome assembly.